This is a messenger RNA of Liolophura sinensis, 4297 nucleotides long. RefSeq names its product BAI1-associated protein 3-like. The record is from RefSeq and is a predicted model, not a curated record. The transcript is spliced from 33 exons. NCBI's taxonomy places the organism in Eukaryota, Metazoa, Mollusca, Polyplacophora, Chitonida, Chitonidae. Bases 227 to 3862 code for a protein of 1211 amino acids. Gene Ontology annotation, cellular component: secretory vesicle.
UUAUUGGAUUCUGCAGUCACAUUUUGAUUGGAGGUUGCUGACAUAUUGGUUACUAGAGAAUUCUAUUGGUGUAUAACGGUCAGGCAGGCGUACUGCCAACGACUGUGGAACUUUGCUUUGGAGUAAACCGGUCGCGAUAAGCGAAGAGAAUGCUCAGUGGUUUGCAGUAACUCAUUCCUGCCUUACAGACCACAUCCACAUCGAGAUAGAAGGAUCAGCCAACCAAAUGGCCGAACGGAACCUGCGUGCGGGACGAAGGGAGAGAAGCGUGUCGCCAUCACCUCACGGUAGGCGGGACAGGCGUGGAAAACGGCAAAGCAGGACACUCGUCAUUAAAACCCACACACUCGACAGCCUCGACUAUGUGGCUCUUCCAUACGACUUAAGGAACAUUGGGGUACAAGAGUCUGAUGGGAAUUUCUUUGAAAGCUUCACAGCAUUGUCAUGGAAACAGGAAAACCGAAGACUUCGCACUGCCACUGAGGAUGAGAAAGAAGCCAGCAAACCUCCUCCUUCUGAGCUGCAGUUUAGCCCUAAACCUAAAAGCCAUAUUCUGGAUAAGAAAGAGUUUGAACUGCUAUACAUUGAAGUCUUGUACACGAUCAAACAUAAGAUAGGCACAACCACUGGUGGCCAUCUGCCAUACAUUCAAGACCUGUACCAGUAUGCACAGGAGGCAUUUGGGGUUAACCCUGAGGACCAUGCCCGCCUGCUGGCCAAGGCCACGGAAGAAAAGCCGCCAAUCUUGAUCAUCAACAUUUGUGUGGUGGAGGCUCGGGGUCUGGAAGCCAAGGAUGCAGAUGGUUUCAGCGACCCCUAUUGCAUGCUGGGAAUUAUGCCUGGCAAAGUCCCAGAGGACGCCAUGAAUGCCAUCUCCUCAGACGAAGAUUCUGCCAAAUCCAAGGAGAAGGAAAAGAAAGGCCCAUUGAAAAAGUUUUCACAAAGUUUGAAGAAAAAGAAAGACAAAACUCAUGCUGUGAGGGACAUGUUACCUGCCAAGUUGAUCAAGACAACCAGUGUGAAGAACAACACUUUGAACCCUGUGUGGAACGAGAAGUUCAGAUUUGACCUUGAUGAUGUAUAUACUGACAGAUUACAUCUGGAUAUUUGGGAUCAUGAUGACGAGUCCUCGGUGUUUGAUGCUGCUAAGAAGCUGAAUGAGGUGGCCAGUUUCCGUGGCUUGGGACGGUUCUUCAAGCAGGUGGCCCAGUCCGCUCGCACCCGCAGUAGUGGCAGCGUAGAUGACUUUCUGGGCUGUGUCAAUGUCCCUCUUCAUGAUGUGCCAUCAACAGGCAUGCUAAAGUGGUAUCCCCUGGAGGGGCGGACAUCACGCUCAAAGAUUCAGGGGGAGAUUUGCCUACAGCUUAGCCUGGCUACUCGGGAGGAUCGGGGAAUUCCCGAGGAUGACAACUGGACUGAUGUCAAGCAGCACGAGGACCUUAUGUGUAUCUUCAUACAGCAUGAGCAGAGAAAGUUCCGGGAUGCGAGUUACAAGUGGAGUGGGAAUUUACCCCAGGCUGCCCUCACCAUCCUCCAUCAGCAUGCCAUACAGGGUGACGUCACAAACAUACAACAGGCCGUCUGUCGCUGGGUGGCAUACAGUAGGAAGCACAUGGAACACCCAUUUGACUACGCCUUUCUGUUGAAGUUGUUAGAAGAGUUAGAGGAGAUCUGGGUACCCGGCUCACUGUCCCGAGAUGAGGAGGAAUCUCUUGCAGAAUCAUUCAACAUUUUCAUAGAGUUUUGCCUCAAUCUCAUCCGCAAAAUCCGAGAUAUUUUCCCUCCCGCCAACAAAGCCGCUUACCGUAGACUAGAAUAUAUUGUACAAUGUUUAUCCAAAAUAUACAAACUUAAAGUGUUCAAAAGAUGCUGUCCAUUUCAAAAAGAAUUGUACGCAGAGAUUAAUUAUGCCGUCAAGAAAGGUACUCUUGAAUGGUAUGAGAGGAUGCAUGCCAUCUCCAAGGCUCAAGCCAGGACAGAUGAGGAUGUGAUCCAGUCCCUGAUAGAACUCACCAACAUUGUCAACAAUGAUGUCUACAAGGCAGAGCAUUAUUAUAACAAAAUAUUUAACAGCAUUGAACAUGUACACUACUUCAACUUGACAUAUCGACAGCUGGAAAAACUGUUAGCUGAUGAUGCAAGCAGAGCGAUGGAAGAAGAACUUGGGGAUGAGAUGCACAAGUCCCUGGAGGGCAGCCUGGACCUGGAGGAGACCGAGUUCAUCAGCAGCUCAGCACUACAUUUUAACACAAACCUUUUUGAGCUUUACCUUGCUCUCCAGGAGUUCUGCCGGUUUAAGGAGUCUCUCCCUCAAAACGAGUGGAGAUCUUUGACCAUCACACAGUAUUAUGAAUGGUUCCGGUUUGCUGUACAGAAAUGGCUGGCUGUGGCCAAACACAAGUCCUUAAAACGUAUCAAAAAAGCUGUGGAACUAGACAAGGUGGCAGGAUCAAAUGACUCUGUCAAAUACAGUACAUCUGCUGUUGAUGUCUGUAGCUGCUUUAACCAGAUAGCAGAGUUUUGGAAACAGUUGUCCUGGCCUGCUGCUAACGGUGCUUUUACAUAUGUCUCCAAAGUCACAGAGGACAUUUGUAAUGGUGCAAUGUUGUAUGCUGACCUGGUCCACGAGAAGCUGAGAGACGCUGGUUACUAUGACGAGGAGGGCCAGUUUGAUGUCACUGAACAGCUGUGCAUAACCAUCAACAACAUAGAACAGGUGAGACGAGCCCUGAAACCUCUGCCAGAAACCUUAGGUUAUAGUGACAUCCAGAAAAACAUGGAGAAAAGCCACGGCGAAAAGGGCUUACGGCAGGUGAAGACAGCCUUACACAACAUGCUGAGGAAGGCGGAUGAUGAGAUGACCAGGAGAAUCAAAAAUGUGGUGGAUCGUGUGGCCGAUAAGAUGAGACCAGAUAUUAAGAAAGACGUUUUUCACCUGAAUUGGGCUCCAGAAUCUGUCCCGGCUGAAGAUGCUGUCGUUGACCUUAUGGAGUAUCUGGACAGUAACCUGCUGACCUUGAACAAUAACCUUCUGAGGUCAAAUUUUGACCGGAUCCUGGAGUCCAUCUGGGUGGAGGUGCUGGAAGAGUUCAAGGAUGUGAUGAUCAAGGAGGAGCAGAAAGCACCUGCAUUUUACUUAAGAAUGUAUGAAGCUCUGGGACUGCUGGUGGAUUUCUUCCAUGCUAAUGAAAAAGGAUUACCUGUACAAACCAUAAAGUGUCCACAAUACAGGGAGUUACGAGAACAGCUUGGCUUGCGGAGGAUGGAAACCAGAGAUCUGAUAGAGAAAUUCUACAUGGAGAAGCUACAGGCUCAGAAAGAACUAGAGAAGACAGAUUUUGGAGUGCUUACUGUGAGAGUCUCCUAUAAAUUUGAUUCUCACACUUUACUGGUGGAGGUGGUUCAUGCUCGAGAUAUUAUUCCCCUGGAUGCAAAUGGGCUCAGCGAUCCAUUUGUCCUUAUUCAGCUCUGUCCUGAACACAUCUUCCCAGGGGUCCAGAUACAACAAACCAAAGUCAUUAAGAAAACCCUCAACCCAGACUUUGACGAGAGAUUUGAAUUUUCCAUUCAUCCUGACCAGUGUGCAUUCCACGGGUCCUGUAUUGUCUUCACUGUCAUGGAUCAUGAUAUCAUGUUCCAAAAUGACUUUGCUGGGGAGGCAUUUUUAUCACUGCGGGAAAUCCCAGGCGUGGACGGCGAGGAAGUGACUGGUUAUGAUGCUCUUCAUGAAAUACAGCUUCCUCUUGCACAGCCCAAACAUAAAGAAAACGGUGCCUUUGAAAUCUUGCUGGCGAGAACAUUUGACAAGGAGGCUCAGGAUUUUGCCAAGAAAAGAGCUAAAGUUGAGGAACAGGCAGUUUGAUUUUUUCCUUGGCACGCAUGCAUCCAAUCAUGCUUGACUUCAUUACCACAUACAUACAUGUAUCUGUUUUUAAAUGUAGUGUGAGAUCUCAGAAUCAAGGUAUUGUGUCAUUUUGAUUCCUGAUUUGGCUAUGAAUCUAGGAGGAGUUUUAAACAAUGAAUUCUCAAAGGGCAUUGUCCUGAAUAUUUGAUACAGUACUUAAUAUAGCCGACAGACAAGUGUACGACUUACACAAGUUUUUAUGUCAUUUCCCCCACCCCCACCCAAAAUUUUUUCACUUUAAAGUUUUUACUGUGUAGCUUUCUGGGUUCAUUCACUAGAGAACUUCAGUGAAUGUCUAGGGAUUUCUUGCAAGAGACUCAUUUUAUACUCAUUCAUUUAUAUUAUUUUUAUUUGCAAUAUAUUUUUUACGUUAUUGUUUUUUUUGGCAUUGGA